CAGUCUCAGUUCCCGCAGUGCGCCCUCGCCGUCGACACACGCGUGCACCGCCCCAACACCUGUCCAGGUAGCUCGGGUCAAACGCCAACCGGAGGAAUUUCGCUCUCGACGAAGGCUGCUACUGGUACUGCUACUGCUUGCUACUUGCUACUUGCGAAUCCCGCCCCCUCGUCCUUCCCCGUUUGCAUCCUGAAUCGCGAGAAGUUGAGAUCCUACAAAAUGGUCAGCGGAGGGCGAGAAUGCAUCAGCAUACACGUUGGCCAGGCUGGAGUCCAGAUGGGCAACGCCUGCUGGGAGCUCUACUGCCUGGAACACGGGAUCCAGCCCGAUGGCAUGAUGCCCUCAGACGAAUCGCAGGGGUACGUGGCCGACGACUCCUUCAACACGUUCUUCAACGAGACACGAAACGGGAAGCACGUGCCCAGGGCGGUCUUCGUCGACCUGGAGCCCACGGUCGUGGAUGAGGUCAGGACGGGGACAUACCGCGAACUCUUCUCCCCAAAUUCCCUCCUCACUGGAAAGGAAGAUGCUGCAAAUAACUACGCUCGCGGUCAUUACACAGUAGGCAAGGAACAGCUCGAGGUCGUCCUCGACACCGUCAGGAAGCAGCAGGAAGCUUGCUCCGGCCUCCAGGGCUUCCUCGUGUUCCAUUCCUUCGGGGGAGGGACUGGCUCCGGCUUCGGCUCCCUUCUCAUGGAACAUCUCUCCCUGGACUACGGCAAGAAGUCGAAACUUUGCUUCUCUAUCUAUCCGGCUCCUCAGGUAUCGACAGCUGUCGUAGAGCCUUACAAUUCCAUUCUCUUUACCCACACCACUUUGGAGCAUGCUGACGUCACCUUCAUGGUGGACAAUGAGGCCAUCUACGACCUUUGCCGCAAGGAACUCGGUAUCCAGAGGCCAACUUAUACCAACUUGAAUCGUAUGAUUGGACAGGUGGUCUCCAGCAUCACAGCAUCUCUGCGAUUCGACGGCGCACUGAAUGUCGACUUGACUGAGUUCCAGACGAACCUGGUGCCAUACCCCAGGAUUCAUUUCCCUCUGGCCACUUAUGCCCCAGUCGUGUCAGCCGAAAGAGCCCAGCACGAUAAUUUCACCGUGAGUGCAAUUACUGCCAAGUGCUUCGAGCCCUCCCACCAGAUGGUGAAGUGCGACCCCUCCCAAGGAAAGUACAUGGCCUGCUGUCUGCUAUUCCGAGGUGACGUAGUUCCCAAGGACGUCAACGCAGCCAUCGCUGAGGCCCGGACCAAGAAGAGCAUCGCGUUCGUCGACUGGUGUCCCACAGGGUUCAAGGUUGGUAUCAACUACCAGCCCCCCACAGUGGUCCCAGGAGCCGAUCUUGCCAAAGUGGACAGGGCAGUGUGCGCCCUGUCCAACACAACAGCCAUCAGAGUAGCAUGGGAACGGUUGGACCACAAGUUCGAUCUCAUGUACUCGAAGAGGGCUUUCGUCCACUGGUACGUCGGAGAGGGGAUGGAGGAAGGAGAGUUCUCGGAGGCGAGAGAGGACAUGCAGGCUCUUGAACUGGACUACGAGGAAGUGGAAAAGUCAUACGAAGAGAACACAGACGACGACGAGUAUGAAUAUUGAGUUGAAAUGCAGCUGUGGUUUGUUUACUAACGUUGGCUGAUGAUUGUAGUACCAGUCUCAAGAACGUGGAGAAUCACAGAACUAUUUAUUUAUCAUGGAUGUCUCGGUUGUGAAAAAUAAUAAUUGAAAGUUUUAUAGUGGAAAAUCAACUGUUAAUAAUGUCUAGAGUUUAUCAAAAUAUGAAACGUCUUGAUUAAGACGUGAAAGAAUCGAGGUUGCCAACCAGAGUUUUAAAUGAGUAAACAUAAAAAUCGAAUAUAUUUGUUAAGUAUGUGUGCAUUCAAGCCAAGAAUUAAUACUGUAAAUAAGAAAAGGGUGAAAGGAGAGAAUAGUGUGUGUGUGCAUAAUCUAAGUGUUUAUAAGAAUAACUUAAUAUUUCACGUCAAGACCUUGACCAAGUCACAUACUUAAAGAAGCUGUUCACAGCACAAUGCCAUAUUGUCGUGAAGAUCCUAUUCGAAGAAGAAUGGAAUGGAAGAAGGGCGUAAGUCAAAGUGAUAAAAAAAACUGUUAAUUCUGACGAUAGGUUCACCAAAGCAGAAGAUGUAUAAGGAAAAUAUAUAUUUGAAAGGUGACGGGUUUUUUUUUUGGUCGACAUAUUGAACCACCAAAGAAAAUUAUACGACUUAAAAACCGCAUUUCAUUUCAUUCCGUCGAAACUCGUGUCCUGGUGUUUUGGAUGGUGGUGUCUGGCAUCUUUGGAUGGAGGUGUUUGGCAUUUUUGAUGAGAAGUUGCCAUGGGUUGACGUAAGACGCUGGAAAAGAGAGACACGAUUACUCUGAAGUAUUUCUCCGCCGUUGAGUGUUUUGAAGCCAAAGGUGGAUAUCCUUCUCUAUCAUACUUCUGUCAAAGAAAUUCUUGCAAAAAGGUGUUCCAGUUGGUUUUUAUCUCACUUCUUUGCUAAAAUAAGUGGACGAGAAUUCGCGGAGGCACGAGAAGAUUUGGCAGCGCUUGAAAUGGAUUACAACGAGGUGGAACAGAACCCAGGCACUGACACGGAAGACGAGGGAGACUACGACUACUAAGAGAAGCUUUCGAGAUCUUCAAGGACUACUUGUAUCUCCUUCCUCUUUCGCUGGGCGAGGUCUCUUAGCCCGUUUUCGCGCCGAGCCGUUCGAAAAGAGGCAUCGGAACUCUGGCAACACCUCGAGUUGCCGCGUAAACAUUGGUCAUUCAGAGGCCUGUUCUUCUUCUUCUUAUUAUUAUGUUUUGUGAUAAGUUGACCCUCAUUGGCUUUCACGUUUAAGAAAAUAAUGAUAUCUGAUAGGAAGAAGAGUUUCAGUUGAUGUGUAGAUUAACUCUGUCAUCGCAAAGUAGGUUAUUAACCUUGAUAACUAUAAUUUGCCAAGAAGAAAUCUCUUUUUAUAGAAAUGGGCUGCCAUGUUUGAUGAAAAUGAUCUUGGAUAAUUAUAAUUCAUAUUAUAACAAAUUUUCACAAAAGAUAAAUAGGUAUUUCACCAAGAAAUAAACGAAUGCUGUGUUUAAACAUUCAACAUUCAUUAAUGAGAUUAUGCUCACACAUCAAAUAAACUGAUUACCUUCAGGGUUAAGCUAUGCAUCUGAGAUGUAGAUUAUACUUUAGAAAAGCUCUUUAGGAUACGUUUUUUCUUGGGGAUGGAAUACAAUAAUAAUAUUUUCUCUAGUACUGUGAAUAUCCGUCCAGUAACCCUUAAAUGCAUCUAGGUGGAUUCAUUCUUGAGUCACUAUUUGGGGGGUAUUGUUCCAUUUUAUUCUGAAGCCUUGUUCUAUGUAAAGAAAAAAAAAAACGAAAUAUUACAAUGGCAUUCUUCCCGCUUCCUGAUCAACGAAUCCGUCCUUUUUUGAUAGACAUAAAAUAUAUAUCCUGUUUCAAGACAUUUCACGUCCUUAGGUGUAAGACGGAGAACAGUGUUUGUUGUAGUUUUUAGUCACACAGAAAUCUUCUCUUCUCUUCUCGAGACUUCCUCGUUCUCCUUCAGCUUUCUGGAAUCUGGAUCAUCGACUCUGAGAACUUCUUCCUCAUUUGCUCUCUGCUGUAAGCUGCCUUAAUCAACAUCAACCAACAGUGAAUGUCUCUUGUCAUCUGUCAUGAUCAGAAAUACACUCAACAUUUUGUU
Macrobrachium nipponense is the source of this 3684-nucleotide messenger RNA. Its product is annotated as tubulin alpha chain-like. Gene Ontology annotation, biological process: mitotic cell cycle; microtubule cytoskeleton organization. The record is from RefSeq and is a predicted model, not a curated record. Gene Ontology annotation, cellular component: microtubule; cytoplasm. Gene Ontology annotation, molecular function: GTP binding; structural constituent of cytoskeleton. The transcript has 11 exons. Lineage: Eukaryota; Metazoa; Arthropoda; Malacostraca; Decapoda; Palaemonidae. Bases 220 to 1587 code for a protein of 455 amino acids.